GGCGAACCUGUCUUGUUGGAACUUUGCGGAAAUAUGUGAAGAAACACUAGGUUUGUUGUAUUUAUUAAUGCAAACAUGGCAGUGGGAGGGCUGGUGAGAAAACUGUUCAGUUUCCUGAUGGUGUUGCUAUCUCCCCUGAAACGACUUAUGUGUUGGAUGGGACGACGGCGAAAGAAUUCAGGGACAAUUCUGCCUUUAGCCAAUCACUAUCCUCCUCCUGAUAUAUCUCAGAGUGUACCCAGCAAUGAGACUGAGCUUGAACCUUGGGACAGCUGGGGAGGGGGAGACAAUUCAGCCAAUCACCAGUACAUUGACAGUAACCCCUCCCAUCAAGAGGAGGAGACAGAAGUGGAUUUCUUUCGCGAUAUGAAACCAGAAGUUCGGAAAACCAAAAAAAUAUUUAUACGUAAGAAAGAGGAUCCUACCCCAAUGUAUCAGUCUGGGUUGUCUAGUCGACUGGCUAUGACCUCAGAAGUUCCAGCAACGGGCCCUGAUCUGGGAACAUGGGAUGAGUCGGAGAAUGCUUGGGGAGAGGAGAUCAGAGAAGAUUUAACCUGGGAGGCUCAGGCAGCGAUACGGGAGAAACGUAAAGCUGAGAGGGAGCAGAGGCAUUUGGCUCAGCAGAAAAAGAAAUACGAGCGAGAAGCUCACAAAAUGAACAAAAGAGACACCCAUUUAUCAGCUGUGAAACUGUCAUGACACAGGUGGAAUUGAUAUCCUUGUGUACGGCAGUGAUUUGAGGGCUGUCUGGUAUGUCCUUGAGUGUCGUCCAAAACGGUGGUUUUAUAUUACUUACACUGUAAAUAAAUUCUCUUGGGAGUUUGGUGUAACUGUGUUGGAAGCUGAGCUUAAACCUUGCUGAGAAUACUCGGUAAACUGUGACGUGAACACUGAGUUAAUCUUGAUGAGAAAGCUGUGUGAAUAUAGAUGGUAAAGCUGGAUGAAUCUCUAGGGGAACACUGCAUGAAUCUUGAUGGGAACACAGGGUGUACCUUGAUGGGAACAUUGGAUGAGUCUUGAUGGGAAUACUGGGUGUACCUUGAUUGGAACACUGGGUGUACCUUGAUGGGAACACUGGAUGAACCUUGAUGGAAACAUUGGAUGAGUCUUGAUGGGAACACUGGAUGAACCUUGAUGGAAACAUUGGAUAAGUCUUGAAGGAAACAUUGGGUGAGUCUUGAUGGGAACACUGGGUGUACCUUGAUGGAAACAUUGGAUGAGUCUUGAAGGAAACAUUGGGUGAGUCUUGAUGGGAACACUGGGUGUACCUUGAUGGAAACAUUGGAUGAGUCUUUUUUGGAAACAUUGGAUGGACCUUGAUGGAACACUGGGUGUACCUUGAUGGGAACACUGGGUAUACCUUGAUGGGAACACUAGAUGAACUUUGAUGGAAACAUUGGAUGAGUCUUGAUGGGAAACAUUGGAUGAGUCUUGAUGGGAACAUUGGAUGAGUCUUGAUGGGAACACUGGGUGUACCUUGAUGGAAACAUUGAAUGAAACUUGAUGGGAAUACUGGGUGUACCUUGAUGGAAACAUUGAAUGAACCUUGAUGGGAACACUGGGUGUACCUUGAUGGAAACAUUGGAUGAGUCUUGAUGGGAACACUGGGUGUGUCUUGAUGGGAACACUGGGUGUGUCUUGAUGGGAA
Liolophura sinensis is the source of this 1648-nucleotide messenger RNA. RefSeq names its product receptor-binding cancer antigen expressed on SiSo cells-like. Gene Ontology annotation, cellular component: secretory granule. The coding region runs from base 76 to 699 and encodes 207 amino acids. The record is from RefSeq and is a predicted model, not a curated record. The transcript is spliced from 5 exons. NCBI's taxonomy places the organism in Eukaryota, Metazoa, Mollusca, Polyplacophora, Chitonida, Chitonidae.